AUGCCGAGCGAAAUUUCAGCCUCUCCUCAGAUUUUGCGGGCCCCUUCUGGCCUACUUGGAGACCCGUUCCAAAUGAGACAAUGGUACUUGCAUUCAUUCUUUGGAAACUUUACCGUAGGGGCGGACAAGGUCUGGCAGAAACUUGAAGCGGCCACGAAAGCAAUUCCCGUGGUACUGGCUGUGUUGGACACUGGUUGCUACUUGCACCAAGACUUCAUCGACGACUUCGACGUUGCUAGUAGCAUAUUCUGGGACAAUCCUGGCGAGAAGGACUGCACAAAUGGAGUUGAUGAUGAUGAAAAUGGUUAUGUUGACGACUGCUUUGGUUGGAAUUUUGUAGAAGACAACGCUCACCCAUUUACGGAUGAUUCGGGUCAUGGAACGUUAGUUACCUCCGUAGCGGCUGCACGAGCACAUGACGGCCGGGGAGGUCGCGGAGUCUUCUCAAAUCCGACUGUAAUGUGCCUGCGAGUGGGGAGCCGGAGGGGUGUUUGGACGUCUACAACUAUUCCUGCUCUCGACUAUGCUGUCAAGAUGAAGGCUCGGGUUUCAAACCAUUCGUACGGCGGCCCAGGGUUCGUCGCCGCGGAAUACGAGGCCUUUGUGAGAGCUCUCAAACAUGACCACCUGAUAGUCACUGCAGCAGGGAACUCGGGCUGUAACAUUGAUGAACACGAAGGAAAAGGAAACGUCCCUGGGGCAGUGUUUGCUGCUCUAACUUGUUUUAGUUUCACUCCUGGAGCGUUCCGACUACGAGGGCUGGUGAAUGUCAUGGCGAGCGAUGUGGCUGGCUUCCGGGCUUCGUUUUCCAACUACGGAAGCUACACAUACGUCGACGGAACUUCCUUCGCUGCUCCCAUAGUUGCCGGAAUGGCCGCCUCACUGUGGGCUUAUUUCGAAGCAUCCAGUCCUGUAGGCUGGCAGCAGUGUAACGAACCUGCAAGCAGAAAAGUGGAGCGAGCCAUCAUGUACUCUGUAACGGGAUCCAAAGCUUUAGCUGGUGAGGCGGCAGCAGCAAAGGAGUGA
This is a messenger RNA of Eimeria maxima, 1026 nucleotides long. Its product is annotated as subtilase family serine protease, putative. Lineage: Eukaryota; Apicomplexa; Conoidasida; Eucoccidiorida; Eimeriidae. Bases 1 to 1026 code for a protein of 341 amino acids. The transcript is spliced from 6 exons. Gene Ontology annotation, biological process: proteolysis. Gene Ontology annotation, molecular function: serine-type endopeptidase activity. The record is from RefSeq and is a predicted model, not a curated record.